Rhinolophus ferrumequinum (greater horseshoe bat) is the source of this 5341-nucleotide messenger RNA. RefSeq names its product Rho guanine nucleotide exchange factor 10 (gene ARHGEF10). The record is from RefSeq and is a predicted model, not a curated record. The transcript is spliced from 29 exons. Bases 243 to 4244 code for a protein of 1333 amino acids. Gene Ontology annotation, molecular function: guanyl-nucleotide exchange factor activity; protein binding. NCBI's taxonomy places the organism in Eukaryota, Metazoa, Chordata, Mammalia, Chiroptera, Rhinolophidae. Gene Ontology annotation, cellular component: centrosome. Gene Ontology annotation, biological process: actin cytoskeleton organization; positive regulation of stress fiber assembly; mitotic spindle assembly.
AACGGUGAUGGAAAGGACGGAGAAUCGCUGAACGGUCGAAUAUUGAUGACGAACAGAGCCGAGUGGUGGCGGAAAUGGCCGAGGGUCGACGAUGGGGCCAAGGAUUGACGGAAAGAACUGAUAUUGAGCAGGAGGGCCGAGUAGCGGCGGAAAGGGCCGAGGACUGAGGGAAAGAGCCGAGGGCCUACCCGGAGCGCAGGGCACCGCGGGGCUCCUGGGGCUGAGGCUUCCUGAGCUGAAGCAUGGAUCCUCCAGAGCCACCUGCCCCCGCUGCACGAGAAAGCGAAGUGAAAUAUGGCAGGAACAACGAGGAGGAAGGAGAACGGCUCGAUUUUGACAGCGGAGAUGAAGUUCCAGAAGCAGACAGACAAGCCCCGGGCGUGCCCUCGGUCGGUGAUGCGGGAGCAGAUGCCACAUCCAGCAGCUCAGGAGGAGAAAACGGCCCAGGGACCGACAUGGCCCUGCUGGUUGUGCCGGUGGAACCGACUAAGCUUGCGGCCCCAGCCAGAGUCAGCCCUUACUCCGUCAUCGACAUCACGCCCUUCCAGGAGGACCAGCCCCGGCCCCCGGACCCGGAGGUGGAGGGCGACAGCGUGAGCCUGCACGUGCCCAGCGGCUACGUGGUGCCAGUGCCCUGCGGCUACGCGGUGCCCUCCAGCCUGCCGGCGCUCCUGCCCGCCUACUCCAGUCCCGUCGUCGUGCACACCCCGGCCCCACACGAGGAAGCAGAAACACCGGAAGUAGCAGAAGACAGCCAGUUUAAUUCUCUGAGUUCUGAGGACCCGCCAAGCAGCGAGGAUCGGGUCCGCGUGGAAGACAGCGCCCUCGCCCGGUGGGCUGCAGAUCCGGCCAACACCGCGUGGAUGGACAAUCCAGAAGAAGCCAUUUAUGACGAUGUGCCAAGAGAAAAUUCAGACUCUGAACCAGAUGAAAUGGUUUACGAUGAUGUUGAGAACGGAGAUGAAGGUGGAAACAGCUCUUUGGAGUAUGGAUGGAGUUCGAGUGAAUUUGAAAGUUACGAAGAGCAGAGCGACUCCGAGUGCAAGGACGGGGUCCCCAGGUCCUUCCUGCGUAGCAACCACAAAAAGCAACUUUCCCAUGACCUAACCCGUUUAAAGGAGCACUAUGAGAAAAAGAUGAAAGAUUUGAUGGCAAACACAGUGGGAGCGGUAGAGAUUCAGCAGCUAAAGCAAAAACAUGAACUGAAGGUGCAGAAGCUCAUGAAGGCUGCGAAGGAAGGUACCAAGGACGGGCUUGAGAAGACAAAGGCCGCCGUGAAGAGGGGCCGCUCCUUCAUUCGCACCAAGUCCUUCAUUUCACAAGAUCACAGGCCUGGCCUGGAAGAGGAGCAGGACUUGUUCAUCGAGGUUGACUGCAGGCACCCCGAGGCCGUCCUGACCCCAAUGCCAGAGGGUUUAUCUCAGCAGCAGGUUGUAAGAAGGUAUAUUCUGGGUUCGAUUGUCGAGAGUGAAAAGAAGUACGUAGAGGCCCUCACAAGGAUUUUGGAGCAAUACGAGAGGCCGCUGUCCGAGAUGGAGCCCAAGGUUCUGAGCGACCGGAAGCUGAGGGUGGUGUUCCGCCGUGUCAAGGAGGUCCUGCAGUGUCACUGCAUGUUCCAGAUCGCGCUGGCCAGCCGCGUGGCCGAGUGGGACUCUGUGGAGAUGAUCGGAGACGUCUUCGUGGCCUCGUUUUCCAAGUCCAUGGUGUUGGACGCGUACAGUGAGUACGUGAACAACUUCAGCACGGCUGUGGCGAUCCUCAAGAAAACAUGCGCUACAAAGCCCGCGUUUCUGGAAUUUCUGAAGCAGACCCAGGAGUCCAGCCCCGACCGCGUCACCCUCUACAGCCUGAUGAUGAAGCCCAUCCAGAGGUUCCCUCAGUUCAUCCUGCUGCUUCAGGACAUGUUGAAGAACACGUCCCGAGGACACCCAGACAGGCUGCCCCUUCAGAUGGCGCUGACGGAGCUCGAGACAUUAGCAGACAAGUUAAAUGAAAGAAAACGAGACGCUGACCAGCGCUGCGAAAUGAAACAAAUAGCAAAAGCCAUAAAUGAGCGAUACCUGAACAAGCUUCUCAGCAGUGGAAACCGAUACCUCAUUCGAUCUGACGAUAUGAUAGAGACCGUUUACAAUGACAGAGGAGAAGUUACGAAAACCAAAGAACGCCGGCUCUUCAUGUUAAAUGACGUGCUGAUGUGUGCCACAGUCGGUGCCCGUACCUCACAUGACAGCAGUGCCCUCACGCCGACCAGCCAAAGGUACCUGCUGAAGUGGAGCGUCCCCCUGGGACACGUGGAGGUGAUCGAGUACGGCCGGAGCGCGGGUGGAAGCGAGCUCAGCCGAGGCGCUGCACCACACCCCCCCGGGAGCCUGGCUGUGGUGGCCGGCGUGAAGCCACACAAAGUUUACAUGGGGCCCGGACAGCUGUACCAAGAUUUACAGAACCUCCUGCACGACCUGAAUGUGGUCGGUCAGAUCACGCAACUCAUCGGAGACCUGAAAGGACACUACCAGAACCUGAGCCAGUCAGUGGCCCACGACUGGACAUCGGGUCUGCAGAGGCUUAUUCUGAACAAAGAAGAGGAGAUCCGAGCCGCCGGCUGGUGCAGGGUCCAGCUUCAGCUCCCGGGCAAGCCGGACAGGUCUGGGCGGCCAGCUUUCUUUACAGCUGUGUUCAGCACCUUCACGCCUGCCGUCAAGGAGUCCUGGAUCAGCAGCCUGAAGAUGGCCAAGCUCGCCCUCGAGGAGGAGAACCACAUGGGCUGGUUCUGUGUAGAGGACGACGGGAAUCAGAUCAAAAAGGAAAGACACCCUCUCCUCGUGGGGCACAUGCCGGUGACGGUGGCCAAGCAGCAGGAGUUCAAGAUCGAGUGUGCCGCUUACAACCCUGAACUGUCCCUCAGCAGCGGGGGCCAGUCGGACUCCAGGCCCACGGCCCCCGGCUUCCUGUGGAUCGGAAGUUGUACCAGCCAAAUGGGUCAAAUUGCCAUCGUCUCAUUUCAAAAUUCCACCCCGAAAGUCAUCGAGUGCUUCAACGUGGAAUCCCGCAUCCUGUGCAUGGUGCAUAUCCCUGCGGACGAGCCUAGCGCCACCGUGGAGCCUGAGACCCCGGUGGGAAAAGCGCUGGUCCCCACCAUCUGCUUAGGGACCGAGGAGGGGAGCAUUUCCGUUUAUAAAAGCAGUCAAGGCUCCAAGAAAGUGCGUCUGCAGCACUUCUUCACCCCCGAGAAGUCCACUGUCAUGAGCCUGGCCUGCACGCCACGGAGCCUGUACGCGGGCCUCGUCGACGGGGCCGUGGCCGUCUACGCAAAAGCAGAAGAUGGAUCCUGGGACUCUGAGCCUCAGAAGGUUGUCAAGUUGGGUGUGUUGCCAGUGAGGAGCCUGGUGAUGACGGAAGACAUGUUGUGGGCGGCGUCCGGGGGCCAGGUUUUCAUCAUCUGCGUGGAGACGCACGCUGUGGAGAACCAGCUGGAGGCCCACCAGGACGAGGGCAUGGUGGUGUCACACAUGGCCGUGGCCGGCGUGGGGAUUUGGGUCGCCUUCACAUCCGGGUCCAUGCUUCGCCUCUUUCACACCGAAACUCUCCAGCACCUGCAGGACAUCAACAUAGCCACCCCUGUGCACCACCUGCUACCAGGGCACCAGCGGCUGUCGGUGACCAGCCUGCUCGUCUGCUACGGCUUGCUGAUGGUGGGCACCAGCCUGGGCGUCGUGGUGGCCCUGCCCGUGCCUCGUCUGCAGGGCAUCCCCAAAGUGACCGGGAGAGGCAUGGUCUCCUACCACGCGCACAAUGGGCCUGUCAAGUUCCUGGUCGUGGCCACCACCGUCCCCAAGACAGACAGGGACAAGCCCAGGGACAGCCCGCCCCCCGGCAUGGAGCCCCCGGAUGGAGAGCAGAAGGACGAGGUCCCCAGCGACGGGGCCAGGCCCUGCUUGGGUCAGCGCAGCCCCGAUUCCCUGUGGCUGGGGGGUUCGCUGGGUUCUGUGACACACGGAAGUGAGCUCUCAUCGUCCACCGCGUCCCUGGGGCCCAGGUCCGAGGACGGCACCAUGUACGACCUGCUGCGGCACCCCGGCAUGGCACCUGGGGGAGGGCGGCGAGCCAGGAGGGCGAGGGUCAGCUCGGUGCUGGUGGCGACGGGCGGCCAGGGCCACCGGCGCCUGGGCAGGAAGGCCAGGCCGCAGCGGCCCGAGGAGCUGGCCUCCUCCAUCAUGGUCUGGCAGAUCCCCCUGCUCAGCGUGUGAUGCUGCGGCCGCCCUGGUCAAGUCAGUGAGGACCAGUCUUCGGGGAAGAAAUGUGCAAUAGCACGUGGGUGGCGUUUCCUGCCUGGUUCCUUCUCUUGCUCGCAGCACAGCGGGACACAAACGUUUCUUGCGAAGGCGGCAGGCGGAGGCGAAGCAUGAGUGAGGGGACUGUCCCCGCCUGGCCCUGUCCUUCUACAUGGGGCGUGUGCCGACCAGGGAACGUGCAGCGUGUUUAGCAGCGUGGGAGUGCACUGACCGUUGUGGACGUCGUCUCGCUCGGUUCAGAGCUGCACGUCCUCGAACCCAGGAACAGCAAGCAGCGUUGGUAACGACGAGGACAGACAGGUAACACGGCCCGGCCCCAGAGUAUUGGCUUUCUGAACAAGCCGCAUUCCCCAAAGUGGUAUCAUGUGCGUACUGUAUAGCUUAACAAAGUAGUAUUUUUGUAUUGCAUUUUGUCUGUUAAAAAUUAACAAUUAAUGUUUCAGUCAAUAUAUUAUAUGUAACAUUUCACAGGUAAUGUUUGCUUUGAACCAAAUGCUCAGUACCUGUCAACACUGAGGCUCCACAUCGAUGCUAAAACGUUCUCUCUGUCGCCUGUGAAAUGGCAUUAAUAUCCAUGGUAGAGGCACAGAUGUCUUAGUCCCCAGGGAGAGCGUGGGAAGUGUCUUGUCCCUUCUUGCAGGCUGUUCCUCGCACCUGUGACCUGAAAUGCUGUUUGUGUUUAAGUUCAUGGUGCUGGUGGGUGCGGCUGUGCCUUUGCUGGCAGAGGGACACAGCCCAAGAUAGGUGACACUCCGAUCGCAGGACCAGCUGUGGUGUCAGGCUGCGGGAGGGAUCAGUUAGGCUCGUAUGCUUGCUGUGCACUUACGUAUCCAUCUUCCACUUACUGGGUGAUUAAAACAACUAAUGCAGGCAUCACCAGAAGUAAAUUUCUUAGCACUUUACAGAUGACUAAAAAAUUGCUAAUUUUAUGACUUAGCCAAAUAUCUUCCAAGAUGCAUACAUAGCCCCAUGUGGAAGUAAUUCUCCCCCACCUUUCUUAAACUGUUAGCUGCUAUCUUAUUUCAUAAAUAAAGUCUUUUUAUUUAAAAAUA